Molecule: messenger RNA, 2613 nt
Organism: Daphnia carinata
Lineage: Eukaryota; Metazoa; Arthropoda; Branchiopoda; Diplostraca; Daphniidae
Exons: 20
Coding region: 1-2613 (870 amino acids)
Molecular function (GO): protein binding
Source: RefSeq, a predicted model, not a curated record
AUGAGCUAUUCCCUUGUCACUCUUUUCUCCGUUCUCACGUGCAUCGUUUACGGUCAAUUGCCUGGAAUUUGGAAUCACAAUCAUUAUGGCUUUCGCCAUAACGUUGCGUAUUCACCUAAUGCACCGAGAAAUUCAGCUGGAUUAGCCAUUGACGCACCACACGGCACCGUUGAACAGCCUGAACCACGCAAUCUUUAUGUUCUUGUUAGAAUAGCACGCCUCGAACAAAAUUACAGAAAUUUAGCAGCAGAAUUACGAACAAAGUUAUCAGAUGCCGAUAAGAAAAUUACGGAUUUAACCAACAACUUGGCAAGUACGACGAAAGAUUUGGAGCAAACUACAGCCGAUUUGGAGAAAACAACAGCCGAUUUGGAGAAAACAACAGCCGAUUUGGAGCAAACUACAUCAAAUUUGGCCAACACCAACGCGAACGUUGCCCAGUUAGAAUCGAAAUUGAAAGAAACUUCAGCAUUGGCAUCAGACACGUCAAGUGAACUAGGUACUUUUAAACAGGAGCAGGCCGCUACUAAUUUACAAAAUGAUAACAAAAUUACGGAUUUAACCAACAACUUGGCAAAAACUUCAGCAUUGGCAUCAGACACGUCAAGUGAACUAGGUACUUUUAAACAGCAGCAGGUCGCUACUAAUUCACAAGAUGAUAAGAAAAUUACGGAUUUGACCGCCAACUUGGCAAGUACGGCGAAAGAAUACAUCAAAUUUGGCCAACACCAACGCGAACGUUGCCCAGUUAGAAUCGAGCAAACUACAUCAAUAUUGAAUCCAUUUCCGUAUUGCAGAAACAACACCAACGCGAACGUUGCCCAGAAUCAGAAACUUCAGCAUUGGCAUCAGACACGUCAUGAUGAAUGCAAAACUUCAGCAUUGGCAUCAGACACGUCAAGUGAACUAGGUACUUUUAAACAGGAGCAGGCCGCUACUAAUUUACAAAAUGUUAACAAAAUUACGGAUUUAACCAACAACUUGGCAAAAACUUCAGCAUUGGCAUCAGACACGUCAAGUGAACUAGGUACUUUUAAACAGGAGCAGGCCACCACUAAUUUACAAAAUGAUAACAAAAUUACGGAUUUAACCAACAACUUGGCAAAAACUUCAGCAUUGGCAUCAGACACGUCAAGUGAACUAGGUACUUUUAAACAGCAGCAGGUCGCUACUAAUUCACAAGAUGAUAAGAAAAUUACGGAUUUGACCGCCAACUUGGCAAGUACGGCGAAAGAAUUGGAGCAAACUACAUCAAAUUUGGCCAACACCAACGCGAACGUUGCCCAGUUAGAAUCGAAAUUGAAAGAAACUUCAGCAUUGGCAUCAGACACGUCAAGUGAACUAGGUACUUUUAAACAGGAGCAGGCCGCUACUAAUUUACAAAAUGAUAACAAAAUUACGGAUUUAACCAACAACUUGGCAAAAACUUCAGCAUUGGCAUCAGACACGUCAAGUGAACUAGGUACUUUUAAACAGGAGCAGGCCACCACUAAUUUACAAAAUGAUAACAAAAUUACGGAUUUAACCAACAACUUGGCAAAAACUUCAGCAUUGGCAUCAGACACGUCAAGUGAACUAGGUACUUUUAAACAGGAGCAGGCCGCUACUAAUUUACAAAAUGUUAACAAAAUUACGGAUUUAACCAACAACUUGGCAAAAACUUCAGCAUUGGCAUCAGACACGUCAAGUGAACUAGGUACUUUUAAACAGCAGCAGGUCGCUACUAAUUCACAAGAUGAUAAGAAAAUUACGGAUUUGACCGCCAACUUGGCAAUUACGACGACAAAUUUGGCUAAAACUACAUCCGAUUUGACCAACACCAACACGAACGUUGCCCAGCUAGACUCGAAAUUAACAGGUUAUCCGAUUCAUGUGAAUGACGAUACUUCAAAAAUGGCAUACGCCACGUCAAGUGCACUGGAUACUUUUAAACAGGAGCAGGCCGGUGUGAAUAGAAACACUGAAACACGAAUAACAAAUUUGCUAACACCAACGACGAUAAACAAAAUCCCCGGUUCCUGUUCAGAUCUAAACGAUAUUGGUUACACAAAAAGUGGACUCUACUCCGUACUGGACAGCAAACAAAUCAAAACCGUUUACUGCGAUUUCACGAAAAAUCCUCCCAAUUACCAGAAGGCAAUUGGCUAUCAAGACAUCAAAUCAAAGCCAGUAUACUUCUACGUACAGAAAAUUCAAUCAUACUCGUCAAAGUCAGUUCCAAUUCCAUAUGAACGGAUCAUAAUCAACAGUGGAAAUGCAAUGGAUCCAGUAAGCGGAAAAUUCACAGCACCCGUUACAGGAACCUAUUUCUUUUCAUUUACUGGACUUGUGCUAUUUUCCGUGUCAAACGAAAAACUCGUAGAGUUUAACGUGAUGCUUUAUCAAAAUGGUCAAGCAGUUGCACGUAGUCAGGUGAACGAAGUGAACGGUAUUGCUAACCCCAAUUAUGUAAGCCCAUUAGUUCUUCAAACGGUUCUAACGUUGCAAGCCGGAGACAAAGUAUGGGUGCAGAGCGACAUAAUCAACAGAGGGAUUCUAUACGACAGCAGUGAAGCCCAAUGCACGCAUUUUAACGGCUUGCUUUUAGAAGAAGAGAUCGCCAUUUCCUUGUAG